Messenger RNA from Drosophila arizonae, 2532 nucleotides. It is a transcript of the gene Dek, whose product is annotated as protein Dek. The record is from RefSeq and is a predicted model, not a curated record. Gene Ontology annotation, cellular component: nucleus. Gene Ontology annotation, molecular function: DNA binding; histone binding. Lineage: Eukaryota; Metazoa; Arthropoda; Insecta; Diptera; Drosophilidae. Gene Ontology annotation, biological process: chromatin organization; regulation of double-strand break repair.
CACGAGUGCAACAACAUUGAUAUAUUUACUCAUCCCUAACGCCACACACAUAAGCAAAAGCAUGUCGGCUGACGAAAAAAAAGAUAAAACCAUUGAAAAUAUGGAUGCCAACACGCCAGAACCGGAGACGGCGACCAAAGAAAAUGCCGCUGAUAAGGUAAUCGAGUCAAAGGCGGUAGAAAAUGCAGAGGAGCCUACUCCACCCGAAACUGAGGCAGCUAAAAAUGUUGAGAAAGAGAUCGAUGCCGCAGCGUCACCCGCUACUGAUGACGUCGCUGAUAAAAAAGCUGUUGGAGACGCAUUGGCUGCGACCGCGCCAACAGUAGAUGCAGUAGACGAUAAAGACACAAAGGCGGAGUCGCCAGCGUCGCCAGCAUCAAAGAAAGUAAAUAAUGGGGCUAAGAAGACUGCCAAGACUGACGACUACGAGGAGGAGGAUGAGGAGGGAAGCGAGGAUGAGAAAGACGACGUCAGUGAUGAGGAAAAUAAACCAACAGCCACAUCGGAGAAGAAGAAAAAUGAUGCGACAGACGGUGCUAAGGCCAAGGCAGGCUCAGCUGGAGCGGACAAGUCGGCGGUCGCCAAAAAAUCUGAAGCCAAGGCCAAGAACGGCAAGGUGGAGAAUUCGGACAAACAAGAUGGGGAAGAUGACGAGGAGGGCGAGGGCGAUGGCCUCGAUGAGAAUAACGAGGUGGCCGAGGAUGACGAAAAUGUUGUGGCUCUGGCCGAGAUUGAUCGCAUUAAUGAGAAUAUUAAUAAGACACGAGUGGAUGGUCUCCAGGUGCUACAUUCGCUCUGCUUUGGCGCACAAGGAAAAAAUAAUGUGGUGAAAAAGAAUCUGCGUUCUUUUGCUGGAUUUGAGUUUGCCAAGGAUUCGUCGGAAUACAAAAAGAAAUAUGAAUCCAUCAAGAAGGUGGAUAACAAAUCUUUGCGUAGUAUCUGCGAGAUUCUCACAUUAGAUCGCAAGGGAAGCAAGGAUGAGAUCGCUUCGCGAGUGCUCAAAUUUCUAAUGGAGCCGGAUGAGUCGCUCUGCAUUGAACAGGGUGAGGAGGAAGAGGAGGAGAUGGACGAUGAAGAUAUCGACGAAGAUGAUGAUGCUGCCAGCGAAGACGAUAAGAAACGCAAGAGCAGCAAAACGAGCGCCGGCGCCGGCAGAGGCUCAGCUCGCAAUUCCACUGGACGUCCAAAGCGUUCAACGGCGGGCAAAAAAAUGUCCGCAUAUGUAGACUUAUCAAGCUCUGAGGAGAGCGAGCACAAAGUGACAGUGGCUAAGCGGAGACGAAAUGAUGAUUCUGAAUCUGGCUCAGAUUACAAUCCUUCGGGAAAUUCAGACUCGGACGCGGGGCGUGGCGGUGGCGGCGGUGGUGCAUCUGGAGCCGGUCGCAAACUCGGAGCUCGUGGCAGUCGAGGGCGCCCAGCACGCAAGAGUCGUCGAAGAAAUUCAGAUUCCGAGGACGAAGAAGAAUCUGAGCUAUCAGAUGCAGAUAGUGAUGUGCCUAAGCGCAAGCGAGGAACUUCUGGCAAGCGUGGACGAUCUGCUGCGGCCGCUCCGGCCGGCAGACGAGGACGUGGACGAGGCGCUUCGGCGCGAAAGCGCAAGGACUCGGAAAGUGACGAGGAAGAAGUAUCAGAAGAUGAAGAAGAGGAAGAAUUGUCAGACUUUGGCAGCGACCAAAGCGAGGAGGAACGUCCCAAAAAGAGUAAGAAGCCUACAACGCCUGCGAAAAAUAGCAAAGCCAACAACAAGUCAAAGCCAGCUGGAAAAUCCGCUGGCCGACCGAAGAAAUCAAAGAAGGAAACGUCCGAGGAGGAAGAUGUCGAUGACAAAGAUGAAUCCGAUGAAGAUGAGCCAUUAACCAAAAAGGGCAAAGUGGCAUUCCCAACGGACGAACAAAUACGCGGCUAUGUCAAAGAAAUAUUAGAUAAGGCCAAUCUCGAAGAGAUUACCAUGAAAACAGUGUGCAAACAAGUCUAUGCUAAGUACCCAGAUUUCGAUUUAACAGAUAAGAAGGAUUUCAUAAAAGCCACAGUUAAAGCGUUAAUUGCGACAUAAAACUACACACAAGAGAAAAAGCCUUGGAAAGGGCCAGCAAGCAGUAAAACUUGUAUCAAAUAACAUUAACAACAACAACACCAACACAACAAGCGACCGCAAAAGCAACCAGAUUUUGCCACUUUUUGAGAGCUGCUGCGGCAACAAAGAAAUACAUCUAGUUUUCCUAUAAGCGUAUAAUUUGUACUCUUUAAAACUAACUAAACAAAAAACAAAACUCAACCUUAAACGGAUUAUGUCCUUUUCCCAUAUAUGCAUGUGAAUAAUGUAUAUAUGUAAACGUAAUUUUUAAACACUUUAAUAUUCAUUUUCUUUAUGAAUACCUGCGCUCUCAAACGGCUCUACAAAAAGUGUGUAAUUUAAGCAAACUGAAAGAUAGCAAAAGAACAUUGUAAAAAAAAAGUUACAAACAAAAGCAGAACACAAUUUAUACAUUUAAAUGUAGUGCUGAUUGAUUUGACGUUCAAAAUUAUGUAUUU